Manis pentadactyla (Chinese pangolin) is the source of this 2670-nucleotide messenger RNA. It is a transcript of the gene E4F1, whose product is annotated as E4F transcription factor 1. The transcript has 15 exons. NCBI's taxonomy places the organism in Eukaryota, Metazoa, Chordata, Mammalia, Pholidota, Manidae. Gene Ontology annotation, biological process: regulation of transcription by RNA polymerase II. Gene Ontology annotation, molecular function: DNA-binding transcription factor activity, RNA polymerase II-specific; RNA polymerase II cis-regulatory region sequence-specific DNA binding. Gene Ontology annotation, cellular component: nucleus. The coding region runs from base 255 to 2516 and encodes 753 amino acids. The record is from RefSeq and is a predicted model, not a curated record.
GCACUUACCUGGCAUCAGCUUUUUUCAUCCUCAGACCAAUCCCGGAUGCUAUUACGAUUAUGAUUAUUAUUCCCAUUUUGUGGGUGAGCAAAAUUGAGGUUCAAAGAUAGGAACUUGGCCAGGUCAGCCAGCUAACUGGAUUUGAUUACAGGACUGGUGAUUCCUCAGUCCACUCCCUUAACUUUGGGGUUCUGCUGGUGAGGAUGGAAACAGAGCAGGGCUGCACAUGAGGUGGCGGGAGCUGGCAGACUUUAAUGGAAGCGGAAGGAACGUCUUCCAUCCCUCUGUGCAGACAGCAGAACAUCUGGAGUGGACCCUCAGGCUCAGAUGAAGAUGACGUGCACAGAUGUGGCCGCUGCCAGACGGAGUUCACGGCCUUGGAGGACUUUGUUCAGCACAAGCUCCAGAAGGUCUGCCAGCGGGCCUCUCAAGAGGCCUUGCCCGCCACACCUGCCACGGCUGCGCUGCUGGGCCGGGAGGUGGUGCCAGCGGCGACGGCAGGUCCGGAAGAGCCCAUCACUGUGGCCCACAUCGUGGUGAAGGCGGCUGCUCUAACAGCAGACAUCAGCCAUGCGCCCGACGUUGUCGGCACUGGACGCAUCAAAGAAGUCAUUGCAGCUGCUGAGGCAGAGCCGGGGGACAGCAAGAUGGCGGAGGCCCCAGGCAGCUCCAGCGGCCAGGGGCCCAGGCUCACUGGGGAGGGUGAGCAGUCACAGGUCAAGCUGCUGGUGAACAAGGAAGGCCGCUACGUGUGCCUGCUCUGCCACAAGACCUUCAAGACGGGCAGCAUCCUCAAGGCCCACAUGGUCACCCACAGUAGCCGCAAGGACCACAAGUGCAAGUUGUGCGGGGCCUCCUUCCGGACCAAGGGCUCACUCAUCAGGCAUCACCGGAGGCACACAGACGAGCGCCCCUAUAAGUGUGCCAAGUGUGGGAAGAGCUUCCGGGAGUCAGGUGCACUGACCCGGCACCUCAAGUCUCUGACUCCGUGCACAGAAAAAAUCCGCUUCAGCAUGAGCAAGGAUGUGGUUGUUGGCAAAGAAGACCCAUCUGCAGGGUCUGGCGCCUCCACUGUGGGGACUGUUACAUCGUCUUCGGUCACAGGAGAGCCCAUGGAGACAUCCCCUGUGAUUCACCUGGUGACAGAUGCCAAGGGCACCGUCAUCCAUGAAGUCCAUGUCCAGAUGCAAGAGCUUCCCCUGGGCAUGAAAGCCCUGGCCCCAGAGUCUCCGGGCCCCGAAGAGCUUCCCUGUCCCAGCGAGGGCAGCCGUGAGAACCUGCUGCGCCAGGCCAUGCAGAACUCUGGCAUUGUACUCGAGCGUGUCACUGGGGAGGAGGGGGCCCUGGAGCCAUCCCCUCCCACUUCAGCCAGUCCCCGGCCCCUGGGAGACAGCCCUCCAGAGCUGCCGCUGCUGGAGGUGGACACACAGGUGGCCAGUGAGGCCUCAUCUGUGCCCAGGACCCACCUGUGCCCUCAGUGCAGUGAGACCUUCCCCACGGCAGCCACCCUGGAGGCCCACAAAAGGGGCCACGCAGGGCCACGGCCGUUCCCCUGCGUGCAGUGUGGCAAGGCCUUCCCCAAGGCGUACCUGCUCAAGAAGCACCAGGAGGUGCACGUGCGCGAGCGCCGCUUCCGCUGCGGGGACUGUGGGAAGCUCUACAAGACCAUCGCCCAUGUCCGCGGCCACCGGCGCGUGCAUUCCGACGAGCGGCCGUAUCCCUGCCCCGAGUGCGGCAAGUGCUAUAAGACCAAGAACGCCCAGCAGGUGCACUUCCGGACGCACCUGGAGGAGAAGCCACACGUGUGCCCGUUUUGCAGCCGAGGCUUCCGGGAGAAGGGUUCGCUGGUGCGGCACGUGCGGCAUCACACCGGCGAGAAGCCCUUCAAGUGCUACAAGUGUGGCCGGGGCUUCGCUGAGCACGGCACGCUCAACCGGCACCUGCGCACCAAAGGAGGCUGCCUGCUGGAGGUGGAGGAGUUGCUGGUGUCCGAGGAGAGCCCCACAGCAGCUGCCACCGUCCUCUCUGAAGACCCUCACACCGUAUUGGUUGAGUUCUCGUCUGUGGUGGCUGACACCCAGGAGUACAUCAUUGAGGCCUCUGCGGAUGAUGCUGAGACCAGUGAAGCCACAGAGAUCAUUGAGGGCACCCAGACGGAGGUAGACAGCCACAUCAUGAAGGUGGUGCAGCAGAUCGUGCACCAGGCCAGUGCCGGGCACCAGAUCAUCGUACAGAAUGUGACCAUGGACCAGGAGGCGCGGCUGGGCCCAGAGGCGGCUGCUGCUGACACCAUCACCAUCGCCACCCCAGAGAGCCUGACGGAACAGGUGGCCAUGACUCUGGCCUCAGCCAUCAGCGAAGGCACUGUGCUCACAGCCCGUGCAGGCACCAGUGGUGCAGAGCAGGCCACCGUGACCAUGGUUUCAUCAGAGGACAUUGAGAUCCUGGAACAUGCAGGCGAGCUGGUCAUUGCCUCACCAGAGGGCCAGCUUGAGGUGCAGACAGUCAUUGUCUAGGAUGCACGCCUACAGGGGCCCAGUGGCCUGGGCAGGGCAGGGGCGGAGGCCUAUCUUAUUUAGAGAAGAUGGAGCACAGAAUCAGGCGUCCAUAGGAAGUGUGGGAGUGUAAAUACAGAGCUUUUGUUGCUUUACAAUAAAACAUGAAAACCUG